CGCAGGCGCCGUUGGGCUGCUUAACGGGCGGGAGGCGUGGCAGGCACGAGGCGAGGGGCGUGGCGAAGCGCGGGGCGUGGCCCGGUAUAAAUAGCCGCGCCCGGCCGUGCCGCCGCCAUUCUGAGGGCUGGUGGAGGUUUGGUUGGUCUUGAGAGACGCCGUCGCCUUUACCACGAGAGAAAAAAACCAAUACAAACAUUACAAAAUACAAUACAAAACGCGAACAAAACAACAAAAAAUAUAUAUAUACAACAAAGAGGGGAAGGAAAAAAGCAGGUUUUCUCUCCCCCUUUGCCGUGAAGAGCCGCCGCAGCCUCUCCGUCCUUUGGACCGUCCUUGGAAGCCGUUCCAAACCCGAAGGAAACUGCCACUUUAAAAAACAUACUUCCCUCUUCUUUCCCCCAAAAAAACAAAGGCAAAACCCACUUUUUUUUCGAGCAGAAAAAAAAAAAACCCAAGCAACUUUUUUUUUUUAAAUAACAAAUUUUUUUUUUGUUGUUUUCAGUUUAGCUCGAUCCACUCCUUUAGGGCUUUAAAAAACAAACAAAACCCAAGGGAAAAAAAACCCUUUAAAAAAAAAAACCCAAAAAACCGUCAAGCUGCUAAAAAAAAGUUGCUGCGUUUUUUUUAAAGCCAUGAUUAAAAUCAAACGAAUUUUUUGGCUCUAACACCACCUCCAAAUGCCAAAAUCCAAACCUUGAAGCGCUGUCGGCUGAGAAAAAAAAUUGGAUAGCCGUUCCUGCCAUGGGCUCCGGCCCCAUCGACCCCAAGGAGCUCCUCAAGGGCCUCGAUUGUUUCCUGGGCCGGGAUGGGGAGGUCAAAACCAUGGAUGGCAUCUCCAAAAUCUUCAGCCUCAUGAAGGACUCGCAGAAGAUGGUGAGCCGCUGCAUUUACCUGAACAUCCUCCUGCAGACCCGGGCCCAGGACAUCCUCAACAAGUUCAUCCGGAUCGGGGGCUACAAGCUGCUCAACACGUGGCUGACGGGCUCCAAGGCCGCCAACAACGUGCCCUUCCUGCAGCAGCUGCUGCUCACCCUGCAGCACCUCCCGCUCACCGUCGACCACCUCAAGCAGAACAACACGGCCAAGCUGGUGAAGCAGCUCAGCAAGUCCAGCGACGAUGAGGAGCUCCGCCGCCUGGCCUCCAUCCUGGUCAGCGACUGGAUGGGGGUGAUCCGCUCCCAGAGCAGCUCCCAACCCACAGAACGGGAUAAAAAGAAGAGGAAAGAGGAAAACAAAAGCAAAACCCCCGUCCCGGAGAAGCCCCAGGAGACCAAAAACGAAGCCAAAAGUGAGGAAAUCCCUGAAAAGAAACGGGAAAAACCCAAAUCCCUGCGGACCACGGCCCCCAGCCACGCCAAGUUCCGCUCCACAGGGCUGGAGCUGGAGACGCCGUCGCUGGCGCCGGUGAAGAAACUGAACUCGGCCUCGUCCGACAAAUACAGCCUGAAACCCGUCCCGGUCAAGAGGCAGAGCGCCCCGACAGCUCCCGGGGAGGCUCCUCUGGCAGAGAAGAAAUACAAACCCCUAAACACAGCCCCAAACGCAGCCAAGGAGAUCAAAGUGAAGAUCAUCCCCCCACAGCCCAUGGAAGGUCUCGGGUUCCUGGACGCCCUGAACUCUGCACCCGUCCCCGGAAUCAAAAUCAAAAAGAAGAAGAAAGUUCUGUCCCCAACGGCAGCCAAGCCCAGCCCCUUCGAGGGGAAGCCGGCGCCGGAGCCCAGCACGGCCAAACCCUCGUCCCCAGAGCCGGCGGCCGCGGAGCCCAUGGACACGGAUCGGCCGGGGACGCCGGUGCCGGCCAUCGAGGUGCCCGAGCCCAUGGACACCGGCUCGUCGGAGGCGGGGGGUGACCCCAAGGCCAGCGAUGUCCCCUCUGAUGGGGGCCCAGCCCCGCGCAGGCCUCGCAAGAAGAAAUCGGUGUCGUGGCCCGAGGAGGGGCGGCUGCGCGAGUACUUCUACUUCGAGCUGGACGAGACCGAGCGAGUGAACGUGAACAAGAUCAAGGACUUUGGCGAGGCGGCCAAGCGGGAGAUGCUGAAGGACCGGCACGCCUUCGAGACGGCGCGGCGCCUCAGCCACGACUCCAUGGAGGAGAAGGUGCCCUGGGCCUACCCCAAGGCCCUGGAGCUGCCGGCGCCGCUCGUCAUCCCCGGCAGCGGCAGCCGCGAGCGCUUCACGCAGGCCGAGCGCGUCAAGGGCAUCCUGCAGGAGAUCUUCCUCUCCAAGGAGAGCAUUCCCGACAGCCCCCACGAGCCCGACCCGGAAUCCUACGAGCCGCUCCCACCCAAACUCAUCCCCUUGGACGAGGACUGCUCGGGCGAGGACGGGGCCUAUCCCGAGGGGCUGGAUCCCGGCAACUCCGCGGCGUCCCCGGAGCCGGGGGCGGGGGCCAAGCUGCCCCCGGUCCUUGCCAACCUCAUGGGCAGCGUCGGGGCCGGCAAGGGCCCCCCAGGACCCCCCCAAAACGCCCCCAUCAACAUGCAGGAGAUCCUCAGCUCCAUCAUGGGCGGCCCCAGCAGCCACAAGGCCGAGGAGCUGCUGAAGCAGCCGGACUACUCGGACAAGAUCAAACACCUGCUGGGCAACCUGGGCAGCCAGCCGCCGGGGGGGCCCGGGGGAGUUCCCCACGGGCUGCUGGGCCCCGGCCCCAUGAACGGCUUCCCCCCCCCCAAGAUGCAGCACUUCCCCCCGGGGGGGCCCAUGCCGGGUCCCCACGGCGGCGGCGGCGGGGGAGGGGGUCCCGGCCUCCCCCCGGGGCUCCCGGGGGGUCCCCGCAUGUUGGGCCCCCCUCCCCCCCAGCGCGGCGGCGAUUUCUGGGGGGAGGGGCCCGACGGGGGUGGGGGAGGGGGCGGCCUCCGCGGGGGCCCGGGGCCGCCCCCUCCCCCGUUCCACCGCCCCCCGCCCCGGGGGGGUCGCGGCGGCGCCGAGCCCCCCCCUCCCCCCCCUUACCGCUGCCGGGGCGGGGGAGGGGGAGGGGGCAGGAGCGGGGGACCCCCCCCCAAUGGCGGCGGCGGCGGGGGGGGGUCUCGGGGGGGCCCUCCCCCACCCCCCGGCGGGCACGGCGAGCACGGCAGAGACCACCCGCCCCCCCGGGGCCACGGCGGGGGCCACGGCGGAGACAUGUCGAGCCGCGCCGUGUGCCGCCACUUCAUGCUCAAGGGCAGCUGCAGGUACGAGAACAACUGUGCCUUCUACCACCCCGGCGUCAACGGGCCCCCCCUGCCCUGAAACCCCCCAAAAACACCCCAAAAAAAACCCCAAAUCCACCCCAAAACCCCCCCCGGUUAUGGCUUCUGUGAGGCCUCGGAGGGGGAGAACGGGGCAGAAAAAAAAAGGGGGAAAAAAAUCAAAUUAUUGUUGGGGUGUGGUGGUGGUGGUGGGGAUUGGGGAGUGGAAAAUUGGGGUAAAAAUGGAAAAUUGUGGGGAAAAAUUGGAAAUUUUGGGGGAAAAAUUAGAAAUUUGGGGCAAAAAUUGGAGAGUUGGGGUAGGAAUUAGAGGUUUGGGGUAAAAAUUGGAAAAUUCGGGGUAAAAAUUAGAAAAUUUUGGGCAAAAAAAUGGAAAUUUGGAGUAGAAAUUGAAAAUUUGGGGUAGGAAUUGAAAAUUUGGGGUAGGAAUUGGAGAUUUUGGGUGAAAAUUGGAGAUUGAGGGGGGACAAUGCUCCUUUAUGGGGUGGAAAUUGGAAUUUUUGGGGGAGGAAUCGUCAGUUUUGGGUCAAAAACUUGAAUUUAAGGGGUGGCAACGCCUCUUUAAGGGGCAGAAAUGUGAAAUUUUGGAGAGGAAAUGUGAAUUUUGGGAGAGAAAUUAAAUUUUUGGGUUGGGAAUUGUUCCUUAAGGGGCAGAAAUUGAAAUUUAGGGGGGAAAAAUUGGAAGUUAGGGGGGAAAAA
Motacilla alba alba is the source of this 3887-nucleotide messenger RNA. It is a transcript of the gene PPP1R10, whose product is annotated as protein phosphatase 1 regulatory subunit 10. The coding region runs from base 745 to 3231 and encodes 828 amino acids. NCBI's taxonomy places the organism in Eukaryota, Metazoa, Chordata, Aves, Passeriformes, Motacillidae. Gene Ontology annotation, molecular function: metal ion binding. The record is from RefSeq and is a predicted model, not a curated record. Gene Ontology annotation, cellular component: nucleus. The transcript has 21 exons.